AUGGCGGAUGUCAACGAGUUGUUCAAAUCCGGCAGUGCUGCGAAAAGAAAGCUUGAUGCUGUGCGAGAUCCCAAUGAAAUAUACAAGUCAGCAAAACUGAGCGCAGCUGACGCUGUCAGUCGACAUGCGAGCGCAGUAGACGCGGAAGGAGACGAUAGCGAUGUCUUUGCCGGACCGCCAAACCCAAACGAAGAUGGCGAAGACGAAGACUAUGGCCCAGAGAUGCCCCCGGACGACGAUGAUGAGGGACGAUUCUUUGGCGGGGGCAUCACACAACAGGAGUCUGAGAUUCUCGACUUCGUAGACGGCCACGGCGAGGAAUCAUCCGCCCCCGAAAAGAUCGAUGCUGGCUGGGUACGGAAAACGGCACUCAACUUCGAGAAGCGCAUAACCCGAAACGCUGAGCUGCGCGCAAGAUUCGCCGACGAGCCCAGCAAGUUUAUCGAGAGCGAAGCCGACCUCGACGCUGCCAUCAAAGACCUCUCGAUCCUGUCCGAGCACCCCGAGCUAUAUCCCCAGUUUGCCAAGCUUGGAUGCGUCGAGAGCCUCGUUGGGUUGCUAGCCCAUGACAACACAGAUAUUGCGAUUGAUGCGGUGGAAAUCAUCGGCGAGCUCACCGACGAGGACGUCAAUGCAGCGGAUGAAGAUUGGGAUACUCUGGUGGGUGCGUUAUUGACUGCAGACCUCGUCGGUUUGCUUGUGUCCAACUUCUCGCGUCUGGACGAGGAGGAUGAGUCCGACCGCGGCGUUAUUGAAAACCUUCUCUCCAAAACGACGAAUGCUGAAAAGGUGGGACAGAACACGACGCUGGUCAAAUGGCUACUCGACAGAGCACAACGCCAAGAGUCACCCGUAUCCCAAAAUAAGCAAUACGCUACGGAAAUUCUCGACAUCAUUGCGAACGCAUCGCCAGCAACAAGGCGGACACUCGCCGAGAUGGAUGCUGUCGAGGUAUUCCUCCAGCUGGUCUCUGCGUAUCGCAAACGUGAUCCCGAAAAGGGCGGCGAGGAGGAAGAGUACAUGGAGAACCUCUUCAACGCCCUCGUCUGCAUUGUGGAUGAGCCAGAAGGCAAGACCAAAUUUCUCGAAGCCGAGGGUGUCGAACUGUGCCUGAUCAUGCUCAAGGAGGGUAAGAUGAGCAAGCAACCGGCAAUGCGUCUUCUCGUACACUGCGUUGACGAAGAUAUGAGCGGGCAACUCUGCCAAAAAUUGGUGGAUGCUGGCGGGCUGAAGAAGACGAGCAAAACCCAGAGACAUAUGACAGAAAGCUUGUUUGAUGUGUUCAGGUCCUUGCUACGAUUUUUGCCCGCUGACUCUGCUGAGAGAAUCAGGACGUUGGCUAAGUUUGUGGAGAAGGAUUACGAAAAGCUGGGUCGGCUCUACGAGUGUCGGAGGAGGUAUAAUUCCAUGUUGUACGCGCAACAGGAAAAGAUUCGCCAAGAACGAGCGGGCAUGAGCGCUGAGGAGAUUGAGCUCUCGGAAGGCGAGUGGUUCAUGAGGAGGAUUGAGGAAGGCCUUUACAGCUUCUGGAACAUCGACGUUGUUUUAGCUUGGCUCAUAGCUGAAGAUUCCGGCGCUAAGAGGAGGGUGCAGAACCUCUUGGUCUCUGACGGGAGGGGUCUAUCAGCCAUCAAAGCGACGUUGGAGGAAUACCGAGCUGACCUCAACCUCGACAAGCCCGAGCACAAGGACCUCUCUGACAUGCUCACCACUCUCAUGGACUUUUUAGUUUAG
Colletotrichum godetiae is the source of this 1734-nucleotide messenger RNA. Its product is annotated as Catenin-beta-like protein. Bases 1 to 1734 code for a protein of 577 amino acids. NCBI's taxonomy places the organism in Eukaryota, Fungi, Ascomycota, Sordariomycetes, Glomerellales, Glomerellaceae. Gene Ontology annotation, cellular component: spliceosomal complex. The transcript is spliced from 5 exons. The record is from RefSeq and is a predicted model, not a curated record.